GCUCAAAAGUUUUAUGGACUUCUACAAGUUCCACGCGGGCAAAUGCUGCGGCAUAAAUUACGACGCGGUCCCUUUGCACGGUGCACUGGACAUUGUGGCCACGGCAAUGACAUCAAUAAUCUGCGGAAACGUGCUAAAAAAGAGACAACAGCCUGGAAUGUUUCGCGAUGCGUACACUUGCGUUCGCUGUCAAGACACGGCGGUGUUCCCGGAUGAAAUUAUCCGAGAAGUGGACGUAAUUCUGACGUGUUUGCAAAGAUGCUGCGCCAUCCAGGACAUAAUAUGUCACAUAAAGAGUGUCUUGUGCAGUUUGGAGAGAUUAGCGGCUUGCGGCAUGUCGGAGAAACUUCGAACGUUGUCUCUCCUCUUGAAGGAAAUAAUGAAGAAGCUGAUUUGCUCCUGCCAACGGCUGGAAGAACCGUUCGCCAAUACGCAGGCCAAACUGACGCUAAAUCUUGCGAAUAACUUUAUUCGUGAUUGGAGUGAAAAGAGGCCUGAGACACGACUCUGUCUGAAGUUAUGCCGGUUUUGCGAUCGUAUUGUCCGUGAGGCCAAUCGACAGUGGGGUACAUUUUGCUGCAACGAAGCUCAACAAUUUCACGACAUCCGAAUGGAGUGGAUUCUACGUCAGUCGAUAUCAGACGCCGCUAGAGACGAGUCGAUCGAUGAGAGGGCAAAAUCAAUGUCACCGAGGAUAGACGAGCGAUUCGACGACGAUUUAAGAACGCACGUGCCCGCGGAUGGGUCUCGCGCUGUAACUGCGACGGAUCUAGAGGGCAGAGACGCGAGAUUCGACGACGAUGAGGGCGCGAGGGGAACAACGGUGCAUCGAUCUGCCCGCGAGACACGUCGCGCCGUGGCUGCAGCGUUUUUCACGAGGAAAACAGAGGCAGAAAGAUACGGCGAGUCGGCCCGGGAAACGGAUAAAUUUGACAGAGUCGUGGGCAGGGAUUUAACAAAGACGGUAGCUCGUGCGCCGGCGGUUGAAGAGACGAGAGGAGAAAUAAAGAGGGGCCGCGAUAUCGACAGAACCGGCGAGUAUCCUAUCACGCCAGAUGGACGGGAGGAACGUGACGAUGUCCCGUAUAAAAGUAAGCUCGACAAGAUCCGUGGAUCGCGCGGUUUACGUGACGCGAACGAUGAACGAGCGGCCGCCGGGGAAACGAGGGAAAUUAAAAGGGACGUGAAAUAUUCGAGCCCGAUCGUGCACGGGGAAUUCGCGAGAACGGAGACCGAAGAUGUUGCUGGGAAUCGGACGAAAGAACGGAAGGAAAUUACGUCGAUGGCGGAGAGAUCGGCGAAAAUGAAGAAAAUGACAAUUGCCGAAAAGAAAGGGAGGAAAUUAUACAGAAAUAGAUUGGAAGUAAAUGAACCGAAGGAACACGUUGAAACAACAAUCGAUACGAACAUCGAAGAGAAAAUAAGCGGUGGUGGGCGUAAGAAGAAGCUAAGAGAGGAAGAGAUGGACGAAAUGGCGGAUAUAAACGAGAGCAAAGUGGCUGGUAGACAAAAGAGGAAGAAGAAGGCAGAUGCGUUUGAUAGUGGGAGAAAGGUGUCUUAUAGGUUUGAUGAAGAAGGAAAAGUUCUUAAGCGUGAUGGAAAGAGGAAAAGUCGCUCGAGCAAGGAACGAGACGAAACUGAGUCUGACUUAACGAAGAAACAUAGAAACGUUAAGCGUGGUACAAGCAGCGGCGAGGAUAAAUCAACAAUGCAUUCGGAGAGCAAGAUGGAGAGACGACUUGAUUCUAAUGGAACGAGCGACGAUCAUAGCAAGACGAAUGGAUCUCAUUACAAUAAAAAAAAGGUGGCAUCUGAAAAAUUCAACGACGCCCAAAUCGACGAUCGAAGCCCGAUCGAGUACCAAUUAUCGAACGAGCACUUCGUGAGGCUCGGCUGGACUGUGCUCCCGGUUGCCAAAAUCAUGAGGAAAAUUAUCCAGUAUCAAGCAAAGCCUGCAAAGCCUCAUCUCGACUGGUUCAAAAAGCAUAAACUCAAUGGAAGAAUGUACUACGAUGAUGGAUCUCGUACCUUUGUCAAUUUUCACACUGAUAGGUCAGCAGAAGUAUUUUAUCCGAAUGGAGUGGUGGCCAUUAAACUUCAGAGACCGCAAAAUCGAAAAUGUAAUUAUUGAGCUAAAGACACAAAUAUAUUUCAAUCGCGAUCGAUAAUCUUCUUGAAGGUUAAACUUUGA
This is a messenger RNA of Frieseomelitta varia, 2191 nucleotides long. RefSeq lists its product as uncharacterized. The transcript has 10 exons. Lineage: Eukaryota; Metazoa; Arthropoda; Insecta; Hymenoptera; Apidae. The record is from RefSeq and is a predicted model, not a curated record.